AUGGAUCCAACUCUUGCCCCUUGGAGUGACACAGCCCUAUUGGUGGAGGCUGCCACUGCUCCAGCUCCUGCGCCUAUCGAUGUUGAGCCUGCCCCUCAGGGCUAUACUUCUACUGUCCAUACCGAUGCAGCACUUCCUUCUCGUAGUGCCGAUUCUUUCUCUACUAGUAUUGAUGAGCUUUUUGGCGACAUCGAACAUCAGUGGGAG
Ilex paraguariensis (yerba mate) is the source of this 207-nucleotide messenger RNA. Lineage: Eukaryota; Viridiplantae; Streptophyta; Magnoliopsida; Aquifoliales; Aquifoliaceae. The record is from the annotation of a GenBank genome assembly.